AACAGCUGAAAUGCACCGCUUUCUUCUCCAAAUCUCAUCACACACACAUUGACACACACUACUAUACAUACACAUAUACAUACACGAAUCAGGUUUCGGGAAAAAAUGGAAGGAUUUGACGAAGAUGUCUACGUCGGACGAAACGACGCCGGGGACGAGAACGCCAUGCACUACGGCUACGACGGCGGCGCACCACCGCCGCCGCCGCCGAUGGACGGAUUAUCCCGAAACGACGGCAUGCAGGGAUACGACUUCGGCGGCGGCGGCGCACCACCAACACCGCCGCCGAUCGAGGGAUACGGGCAGGGGAAGCCGUACGACCUCUCGGCGGACAGCGAGGGCAUCUUCGCGGCGGCGGACGGCGGCGGGCCGCUGCUGCCGGAUCCCAGCGAGAUGCGCGAGCAGGGAUCCGCGUUUCGCGAGUGGCGCCGUCAAAAUAUGAUUUAUCUGGAAGAGAAGGAGAAGAAGGAAAAGGAGUUGAGGAAUCAAAUCAUCGCUGAAGCUGAUGAAUGGAAGCGCAAAUUCUACGAGAAGAGGAAUCAGAACUGCGAGACGAACAAGACUCACAAUCGAGAGAGAGAGAAAAUUUACUAUGCACAACAAGAGAAAUUUCACAAGGAGGCAGACAACCAGUUUUGGAAAGCGAUCGCGGAGAUCAUACCCCGCGAAGUCCCCAAUCUCGAGAAGAGGCGGGGAAAGAAAGAUGACGAGAAGAAACCCGCAGUCUUCGUAGUCCAGGGGCCGAAGCCCGGGAAGCCGACUGACAUGGCGAGGAUGCGUCAGAUCCUCGCCAAGCUCAAGACGAACCCUCCGCUUCACAUGAGGCCGCCUCCCCCGAAGGAGGAGGGGAAGGAUGGAAAGCCGGAGGCGAAGAAGAACAAUGAGAAUGAAAAGAAGGACGGUGCAGCAGGGGAAACACAACAGUCUGUUUCCUCUGCUGCCAAAGAUGCAGCUGCAGAUGGAGCGUCUAAAACGGACGGGUCAUCUGCUGCUGGAGGCAAAGAGAAUGCAGAGAAGAAGUGAUUGAUUAAUUGAUUGAUUGUUUUUUUAUUUAUGUGAGUGACAUUUAUUUAUGAAUUUUUUAGUAUUGUUACAAGGAAUAAGAGUAGUUUCUUCUUAAACUUAGUGCUUGC
Messenger RNA from Salvia miltiorrhiza (redroot sage), 1133 nucleotides. Its product is annotated as clathrin light chain 1-like. The transcript has 3 exons. Gene Ontology annotation, molecular function: structural molecule activity; clathrin heavy chain binding. The coding region runs from base 106 to 1023 and encodes 305 amino acids. Gene Ontology annotation, cellular component: plasma membrane; clathrin coat of trans-Golgi network vesicle; clathrin coat of coated pit. Lineage: Eukaryota; Viridiplantae; Streptophyta; Magnoliopsida; Lamiales; Lamiaceae. The record is from RefSeq and is a predicted model, not a curated record. Gene Ontology annotation, biological process: clathrin coat assembly; intracellular protein transport; clathrin-dependent endocytosis.